Messenger RNA from Verticillium nonalfalfae, 483 nucleotides. RefSeq lists its product as uncharacterized. The record is from RefSeq and is a predicted model, not a curated record. NCBI's taxonomy places the organism in Eukaryota, Fungi, Ascomycota, Sordariomycetes, Glomerellales, Plectosphaerellaceae. Gene Ontology annotation, biological process: translation. The transcript has 3 exons. Gene Ontology annotation, molecular function: structural constituent of ribosome. Gene Ontology annotation, cellular component: ribosome; cytosolic small ribosomal subunit. Bases 1 to 483 code for a protein of 160 amino acids.
AUGGCUACCGAACUUACCGUCCAGUCGGAGCGCGCCUUCCAGAAGCAGGGCAUCUUCCUCAACCAGAAGACCAAGGCCAAGUCCACGCGCCCUGGAAAGGGUGGCCGCCGAUGGUACAAGGACGUCGGUCUGGGUUUCCGCACCCCCAAGACCGCCAUUGAGGGCACCUACAUCGACAAGAAGUGCCCCUUCACCGGCCAGGUCUCCAUCCGUGGCCGUAUCCUCACCGGCACCGUUGUCUCCACGAAGAUGCACCGCACUCUCAUCAUCCGCCGCGAGUACCUCCACUUCAUUCCCAAGUACGCCCGUUACGAGAAGCGCCACAAGAACCUCGCCGCCCACGUCUCCCCCGCUUUCCGUGUUGAGGAGGGUGACCAGGUCACCGUUGGCCAGUGCAGGCCUCUGAGCAAGACUGUCCGCUUCAACGUCCUCCGUGUGCUUCCCCGAACUGGCAAGGCGGUCAAGAAGUUCAGCAAGUUCUAA